UCGUAGGGUUUAGUAUCUCCACCCCUCAUAAAUAUCUCAACCAAGCAUAGCUUGUAGAUAACAAGGUCUUAUUGUUCACCAAAAAAAUGACUGAUUGGGGUCCGGUUUUCGUCUCCGUCAUGUUGUUCAUAGUUCUAUCUCCGGGAGUCAUCUUUCAGCUCCCAGGCAGGAGCAGGGUGGUUGAGUUCAUCAAUUUUCAGACGAGUGGCGUAUCGAUAUUGGUUCAUUCGAUCCUAUACUUUGCCUUCAUUGCCAUAUUUCUUCUUGCUAUAAAAGUUCAUAUUACAUGUCUAUUUUCAACUGAGAUGGCUGAUUGGGGCCCAGUGGUGAUUGCGGUGGUGCUCUUCGUCCUCCUCAGCCCCGGCCUCCUGUUUCAGUUGCCCGGAAAUAGUAGAGUUGUGGAGUUCGCAAAUUUUCAGACUAGUGGGGUCUCUAUAUGUGUUCAUACUGUUAUAUUCUUUGGUUUGAUUACCAUAUUUCUUAUUGCAAUUGGCGUUCAUAUCUCCACUGGUUAG
Molecule: messenger RNA, 515 nt
Organism: Asparagus officinalis (garden asparagus)
Lineage: Eukaryota; Viridiplantae; Streptophyta; Magnoliopsida; Asparagales; Asparagaceae
Exons: 3
Coding region: 87-515 (142 amino acids)
Source: RefSeq, a predicted model, not a curated record